AUGGAGCCUAAGGAGUAUCCUCCUAGUUUCACCAGCCGGAGCACAUCCUUCAUACCCUCCGACCAACAGUCUGACAGCCGAAUCAUUCUAGAUGAUGAGAAGUUGCCACCAGUCGACGGAGGAGUUCAAGCAUGGCUCUUCCUUAUGGCUUCUGCAAUGCUCGAAGCUCUAGUUUGGGGUUAUGCAUUCGCCUUUGGUAUAUUUCAAGACUACUACAGUACGCAUGAGCCAUUUAAAGGAUCUGAAAAUAUCGCAGUUAUUGGUACUUGUGCCAUGGGUAUCGCAUACCUGAUUGCCCCGUUGGCAAUCGUUUUGAUGAUUUUAGUGCCUAGAAUUGCUCGCUGGGUGUCGACUAUAGGAGUUGUUAUUAUGUGCUUGUCUUUGGCACUGAGUUCCUUUUCUACCAGCGUCAUGCAUCUUAUUUUGUCACAAGGAAUUGGGUUUGGAAUUGGUGGCUGUUUUGCCUAUACUCCCACCAUCUUAUUUAUGUCGGAGUGGUUCGACAAGCGGAGAGGGCUUGCCUUUGGUAUUGUCUGGGGUGGGUCCGGUGUAUCUGGGAUAGUAUUCCCACUUGCCAUCCAGUGGCUUUUGAACCAGUAUGGGAUUGAAGCCACGCUUCAAAUAUCCUCAGUGGCAUUGUUCAUUCUUGCUGUGCCUUUCCUCUACUUCCAUCGACCGAGACUGCGUACGACAGAAAUUGCGUAUCACCGUCUGAAUUUUCGCUUCUUGUACAACAAAGUCUUCAUAAUUUACCAGCUUGGCAACACUCUGGAAGCAAUCGGGUUCUUCCUGCCGACCAUCUACCUUCCGACAUAUGCGCGCAGUCUAGGUGCGAGUGACUACAUGGCGUCUCUCACAGUCAUCCUCGUCAAUUUGUUCACCGUGUUUGGAUCUGUCAUCAUGGGAUUCCUUUCCGACCGAUAUCACAUCACUACCUGCAUCUUGAUGUCGACUGUGGGUACCGUUAUCGCAGUCUUCUUUGUUUGGGGGUUUGCCGACACUAUCCCUCCUUUAUACGUGUUUUGUAUUGCCUAUGGUCUCCUUGCGGGUGGCUUUUCCUCCACAUGGGCUGGGGUCUCCCACGAGGUGCAGAAGGCCAAUCCAUUAGCAGACGAAACUGUCAUUUUCCCAUUCAUGGAAACAGGGCGUGGGAUUGGCAAUGUGGCAAGUGGCCCCCUAAGUGAGGCGCUUCUCAGGGCAGACAACUGGCGAGGACAUGCCUUGGGUGCAUAUGGAACUGGCUACGGGACACUUGUCGUUUGCACCGGCGCAACUGCAUUGAUAGGCGGCUUGUCUGUGGUGGCCCGGCAGUUAAAGUGGAUAUAA
Molecule: messenger RNA, 1326 nt
Organism: Penicillium expansum
Lineage: Eukaryota; Fungi; Ascomycota; Eurotiomycetes; Eurotiales; Aspergillaceae
Product: Major facilitator superfamily domain, general substrate transporter
Exons: 4
Coding region: 1-1326 (441 amino acids)
Biological process (GO): transmembrane transport
Cellular component (GO): fungal-type vacuole membrane
Molecular function (GO): transmembrane transporter activity
Source: RefSeq, a predicted model, not a curated record